This is a messenger RNA of Klebsormidium nitens, 4209 nucleotides long. NCBI's taxonomy places the organism in Eukaryota, Viridiplantae, Streptophyta, Klebsormidiophyceae, Klebsormidiales, Klebsormidiaceae. The record is from the annotation of a GenBank genome assembly.
AUGGUAUCCUGUAUCGCAGUCUUUCGUUUGAGCGAGGUUCGCUUGCCCUUUGAAAAGUUUGCCUCCGCGUACGAGGAGGUCCUGUCAACUGCGUUCGUGCGAUGCAACUCGAGGAGAGGCAGGGGAAGAGUAGUUGUUGGCUUGGCCAUCCAGCUGCAGCAGAUGCAGUACCAGCAGGCGCUCGCGCAACAGACCCUAGCGGCGCAGCAGAUGGCGGCUGCGCGCAACCCCGCCAAGAUGGCCGCUGACAUGGCCAAGGCGCGCGCACUGGAGCUCAGCAAGCAGCUGAAGGCGCUGGGGGGCGGGGGAGGAGACGAUUCGGACCGGGAGCGGGGUAAUUCGCCCCGCUCUUUGAAGAGCUACUCGCCACCCCCCCGAAUGAGGUCCCCCUCUCCCAGGCGGCGGCGGUACCCUAGCAGGUCACCCCCUCGAUAUGGACGGGACGGCAGGCGAGAGAAGAGCAGAGAUAGGUAUGAGAGCCGGCGCUACCACUCUCGGGACCGUCUCGACUCGCGCCGCGCCCGCGACCGUGACCGUGAUCGUCGGGACGAGCCCGAUCGGGAUCGCGACCGGCGCCGUUACCGCUCCAACGACCGCAGCUCCCGCCGCCGGCACAGCCGCAGCCCUUCGCGCGAUCGCCGCAGUUCACGGUACCGCUCGAGGGAUCCACCUCGCUCGCGGGACGAUCGGUCGAGGCGGGACCGGUCGCCGAGUCGUCCGCGCAGGGACCGCUCGGUCUUGCGGUCCCGUGGGGGAAGGGAGGAGAGAAAACGGUCAGGGAGCCGAGGGGAAAGGAGGGAGUCUCCAAGCAGGGGGGGGAGAGAUGAGAGGAAACGAUCUCCAAGCCGGGAGUCGAAGCGAUCAAGGGGGGGUGGCGAUGAAAAGGAUCUGAAGUCUCCCGUGGGGAAGAGAAGGAGUCGGACGCCGGAACGGAGCACACGUCUGAGGAGUCUCUCGGCGGAACCGAACCUGAGACGGAGGGAUGGUGUUGCUGAGAAAAGGGCUUCUGAGAGGGAAGAAAGAGGGGAGGACCGUCCAGAAGGGAGGGAUCCGGGACGCGAUUCUGGAGCGGUGAAGAGGAAAUCGGAGACCGAUGAUAAGGACGAGAGGAAGGGGCAGGCGGUUUUGGAAGCGUCGAGGGUUGCAGUGCCGAAGUUGGAGGAAGGGAAGGGAGGGGAGCGAAAUGUUGAGGAGCCAGAAAUGAAGUCGCCCCAGACAAAGAGCGAAGGAGGAAGGGGGCCAGCGGGGAAGAGAGGUGGCGGCGAGUUCGCUGAGCCCGCAGCGAAAGCGCCAAAAGAAGCCGGGGCGAGGACGCCCAAAGCGGCGGGAAAGAAAGGUGCAGGGAAAACCGGCAAGGAAGCGCCGAAAAGAGAGGAGUCUCCGGGGGCGAUCGAGCGGGCGCUGCGAGCGGCCGUGGAGCGGAGCAUGCGGGAGAGGCGCGCGGAAUCGGCGAAGAGAGAAGCGGGGCUGGUGUCGCCCCCUGCGCCGGGGGGGUUUGAGAAGCAGGAGAGAGAGGGGGGGUUUGAGAAGCAGGAGAAAGAGGGGGGUUUAAAGAAGCAGGAGGAAGAGGGGGGGUUUCAGAAACAGGAGAAAGAGGUGGGGUUUGAGAAGCAGGAGCAGGGGGAGGGGUUUGGGAACCAGAGGAAACAGGGGGGUGAUGCGCAAGGAGAGGGAAAGGGGUUUGAGGUUUCGGGGCAGAAGGGGGAGGGGCGGAAGGAAACGCUAGGCAUUAUUGGGCAAGAUGCUGGAGGUACGGAGGAGACCGAGAGCGGGCCGAGGCCAGAGAAGAAGGACGUUGAAUCCUCCGAGGCGAUAUUUGGAGGGGCGACCGUAAAUUUGAUCGGCGUACAAAAGCAGAUGGGCUCAGAAACCCAAGUGGGCGGUUUGGUUCUUCCCCGUUCAGAUGCUUCAGGACAGCCCCCAGAACAGCCGGGGCUUGGACACGCUGACAGGGGAUCUGUCGAGGAAACGGAGCGGCCAGCUAAGGAGGUCGGAGUCCCAAACGGCAAGGAAAGCCCUUCCAAGGCGCCCGGAAUGCCGGGGUUGGCGGGCGUGAACGGACCGGAGAAAGCUGUUCAGAAGGGGGGCGGUGGAGCUCAGUUCCCCGAAGGGCAGGGCAUCGCGACGCAGUCUGUGAGAGUGGGCGCUGUGAACACGGGGGGUGCAGAGGUUGAGGAGGAAAAGCUGGGUUUUGGUUGGGCUUCUGCCGGCAAGCGAAGUGAUGUUUUGGGAGGAGGCCUUCACCUCGAGAACGGGACAAAAGCUGACGGUUCUGCUGCUGAGGGCGGCAGAACCGCUUCUAGGGACGUUGCGGAACCUGCCUUAACCACCAACGCAGUCUCGGCUAAAACGCCCCUGGUUGACGAAGCAGAGAAAGCCGCAGCCCCAGCGCAAGUGCCUGGAAUAUCUGGGACCGGAGCAGCCGCCUCGCAAAAGGACGGGAGGGCGCACAGCUCUGCUGACGUCAGCGGGAAGGGGCCGGCGCUCCCUGCGGCGAGUGCUGAGGUCAGCGUCAAGAAAGCGGCAGUCCCCGCCGCGAAGGCACCCCCGAAGCUGGGGGGUUUGUCCGACGAUGACGACAUGCCCCCGCUGCCGAGCGUUCGGAAGAGAGAGGAAGACGAAGAGGAAGUGGAGUUUGGGGUUUUGGGCGGGAAGCUGCCUUUCGUGGCGCCAAAGGGGGCCAUGAAGCCGAUUGCGCGGAAGGGGGUCAAAGUGAGCGGGGGCAUCAGCUUCAAGCUGGGCGGUGUGAACAAGUCCGCCGAGAACUCGCCCAAGCCCGCUGACGCUGUGAAAAAGCCCCAGGAGAAGGAGCCAGAAGAGGUGCCCGGUGUGCCAGGUGGCCUGAAGGAGGGUUCGGGCCCUGUAGGGGGGCUGGUUCAGCAGAGCGAAGUGGAGAAUGGAGGGGGCUUGAGCGCAGCGGACGUGCAGCAGGGCCUGGUCAAGGCAAAGGAGGCCCCGCCCGUCAGCGCUGAGGUCAGCAAGGAGUUGGCGGACCUGAAACGGGCGCUGAUUGAUGAGGACGAUGACGGGGUUCCGGUUGCCGACGGAAAGCGUGGCAAGGAGCGGGAGGGGCGACACGGCAAGCGGCGCAGGCAGAGGAGCAAGAGCAGCGAACGGGAGAUGACGCUGGAGGGAUCCAGCGACGGCGAGAGAAAGAGGGUCGAGAAUCCGCGUUCUCGGCGAGAGUCCGAGGACGCGGCUUAUGCUGCAGAAAGCGGUGAGCGGCGGCGGCACCGUAGUCUUAGCGACUCUCGGAGGCGCUAUGAGGACCGUUAUCGUGAGGACCGGUUUUACGAGGAGGGUCGCUACGGCAGGGAGGACCGUUACCGCAGGGAGAGGUACGAGGACGACGAUGGGGGCCGUUAUCAGGCCCCGGACUCGGAGGAGGAGCGGCGGGAAAAGGCGCGGCGGGAGGGGCGAUUGGAGGACAGGGAAGAGGGGGAGGAUCGGAGGGCGUAUCUGAGGGAGUCUGAUGAGAGCCACGGAGAGGGAGAGGCGGUCGAUUCGGAGCGGGAGAAACGGAAGCGGCGGAAGGAGAGGCGGAAGCGCCGCAAGCGGAGCAAGAGCAAGGCGGACGGAACUGACGACGAUGGCGAGAAGAAGGAGGGGUUGGUGCCUUACUCGGAAGACGAAGGUGAAGAAAGUCGCAAGGAGAGGAGGCGGAAGAGGAAGAAGGAAAGGAGGGGCGACGGGGAGUCGUCCUCGGAAGAGGAGGGUCGCUCUAGGAGGAAGCAUCGGAAGCGGCACGGGGUUGGAGUUGACGCAAAUGGAGUAGGAGAAGAGCGAGUUGCGGCCGUGGUUGGAGGAGCAGCCGGUGGCUCGUCCGACGAGGACGAGGAAGCAAGGAGGAAGAGGCGCAAGGAGCGCAAGAAGCGCAAGCACCGGCGACAUCAUGGCAAGGAGGAUAGGAGUGAAGGCUCAGAUAAGGAGGAUCAGUUGGGCGGCAAGCGGGGAUUGUCUAGCUCUCGAAGCCCCACAGUCGGGUCUCCUGCCAAUCUAGUAGAGUAGCUGCGCUCGGAUCAUGAGGAGUUAGAUCGGAAUAGGCGGCUCUUUGACCUCUGCAUUAUAUGAUGUUGGAGCUAGAGCGGGCUAGAUUUGGUCGUUGGCCUUAUACAAGUUUGAAACUAGCCAAUACUUGACUUUGUUGCCUACGGUGACUCCGCCUUUUGUGCAGUUGUCUUCACAUCCCUCAUAGUGGUCUUAUUCCAC